Messenger RNA from Cordyceps militaris CM01, 1557 nucleotides. Its product is annotated as ATP synthase beta chain. The transcript is spliced from 6 exons. The coding region runs from base 1 to 1557 and encodes 518 amino acids. NCBI's taxonomy places the organism in Eukaryota, Fungi, Ascomycota, Sordariomycetes, Hypocreales, Cordycipitaceae. Gene Ontology annotation, biological process: proton transmembrane transport; proton motive force-driven mitochondrial ATP synthesis. Gene Ontology annotation, molecular function: ATP hydrolysis activity; ATP binding; proton-transporting ATP synthase activity, rotational mechanism. The record is from RefSeq and is a predicted model, not a curated record.
AUGUUCAAGAGCGGGAUUUCCUCCUUCGCCCGCGCUGCCCGCCCGUCCUUCGCGACGGCGGCUCUUAGCCGUGCCAUCCGACCUGCUUCCAUCCGAUUCCCCCUCAACAGCAGAUUUGCGAGCACCGCUGGUGUUGGUGAUGGCAAAAUUUACCAGGUCAUUGGUGCUGUCGUCGACGUCAAGUUCGACACCGCCAAGCUUCCCCCUAUCCUGAACGCUCUGGAAACCCAGAACAACGGCCAGAAGCUCGUCCUCGAGGUCGCCCAACAUUUGGGUGAGAAUGUUGUUCGCUGCAUUGCCAUGGACGGUACUGAGGGUCUCGUCCGUGGCGCCAAGGCCGCUGAUACCGGUGCCCCCAUCACCAUUCCCGUUGGCCCUGCCACUCUCGGUCGUAUCAUCAACGUCACCGGUGACCCCAUUGACGAGCGUGGUCCCAUCAAGAGUGACAAGUUCCUGCCUAUCCACACCGAGCCUCCGGCAUUCGUCGACCAGUCGACUUCCGCUGAGAUUCUGAUUACCGGUAUCAAGGUCGUCGAUCUGCUUGCCCCCUACGCUCGUGGUGGUAAGAUUGGUUUGUUCGGUGGUGCCGGUGUCGGCAAGACUGUGUUCAUUCAGGAGCUCAUCAACAACAUCGCCAAGGCUCACGGUGGUUACUCCGUUUUCACUGGUGUUGGUGAGCGUACCCGUGAGGGUAACGAUCUGUACCACGAGAUGCAGGAGACCUCUGUCAUUCAGCUGGAUGGCGAGUCCAAAGUCGCCCUGGUGUUCGGUCAGAUGAACGAGCCCCCCGGUGCCCGUGCCCGUGUCGCCCUGACUGGUCUUACUAUCGCCGAGUACUUCCGUGAUGAGGAAGGUCAGGACGUGCUGCUCUUCAUUGACAACAUUUUCCGUUUCACUCAGGCUGGUUCUGAGGUGUCCGCCCUCCUCGGUCGUAUUCCCUCCGCUGUCGGUUACCAGCCUACCCUCGCUGUCGACAUGGGUGGUAUGCAGGAGCGCAUCACCACCACCAAGAAGGGCUCUAUCACCUCCGUCCAGGCCGUUUACGUCCCUGCUGAUGACUUGACUGAUCCCGCCCCUGCCACCACUUUCGCCCAUUUGGACGCCACUACCGUCCUGUCCCGUGGUAUUUCCGAGCUGGGUAUUUACCCCGCUGUCGACCCUCUCGACUCUACCUCCCGUAUGCUCGACCCCCGUAUCGUCGGUCAGGACCACUACGACACCGCUACCCGUGUCCAGCAGAUCCUCCAGGAGUACAAGGGUCUUCAGGAUAUCAUUGCUAUUCUGGGUAUGGACGAACUUUCUGAGGCCGAUAAGCUCACCGUUGAGCGUGCCCGUAAGAUCCAGCGUUUCCUGAGCCAGCCUUUCACUGUUGCCCAAGUUUUCACUGGUAUCGAGGGUGUUCUCGUUGACCUGAAGGACACGAUCGCUUCCUUCAAGGCUAUUCUGAGCGGUGAGGGUGAUAGCCUUCCCGAGGGUGCCUUCUACAUGGUUGGUGAUCUCGCCUCCGCCAGAGCGAAGGGUGAGAAGAUUCUUGCCGAUUUGGAGAAGAACAAUUAA